Molecule: messenger RNA, 639 nt
Organism: Tupaia belangeri chinensis (Chinese tree shrew)
Lineage: Eukaryota; Metazoa; Chordata; Mammalia; Scandentia; Tupaiidae
Gene: LAMTOR5
Product: late endosomal/lysosomal adaptor, MAPK and MTOR activator 5
Exons: 4
Coding region: 94-369 (91 amino acids)
Biological process (GO): negative regulation of apoptotic process; cellular response to amino acid stimulus; positive regulation of TORC1 signaling
Cellular component (GO): Ragulator complex; cytoplasm; lysosome
Molecular function (GO): guanyl-nucleotide exchange factor activity
Source: RefSeq, a predicted model, not a curated record
UCCACGCCCAGCUGGCGUCCCGUGACCGAGGCCUGUGGUGGAUCCUGACGCUAGGCGCUGCGGAGCGCUACCCUGGGGUAGACGGCGGCCGGGAUGGAGGCGACUUUGGAGCAGCACUUGGAGGACACAAUGAAAAAUCCAUCCAUUGUUGGAGUUCUGUGCACAGAUUCACAAGGACUUAAUCUGGGCUGCCGUGGGACCCUGUCAGAUGAGCAUGCCGGGGUGAUAUCGGUUUUAGCCCAGCAAGCAGCCAAGCUAACCUCUGACCCCACUGAUAUUCCUGUGGUGUGUCUAGAAUCAGAUAAUGGGAACAUUAUGAUCCAGAAACAUGAUGGCAUUACAGUUGCAGUGCAUAAAAUGGCCUCUUGACAUCUUUUAUCAGUUCUCCUGCAGUUUAUGAGAGGGAAUUGAUCCUGUGCUAAUUAUCUUACUAAAAUGAUUGAAAUUUCUGGUAGUUAGGCCAUUCAUUUAAGGUGCAUUGGGCACUUUUCUAUUUAUUUUAAACUUGCUUUUUAACAUUCUGUGGACUGGACUUAUCAAGAUACUGUGCUAAUAAGAAAGGAUUAUGUUUUAAAGCAGCAUGUCCAGGUCAUUUUGUAUAUAGAUGUUAUGUUCAAUAAAUCUGGAGGAAAACUUGGA